AACUUUCUCAUUUUCAACGUUAGCCAAACAUACCAUACGGCCCAAAGGCAAAAUCUAAAUCUAAACAACGUUAACCGAAAUUAGCCCAGCCCAUAUUCACAGCUAAGCUCAGUACGUUUGAUACUGAACAAAAAUGGCGGAUUCAACUCCCAUUUUCUAAAACCUAAAUCCCAUUCGAUCGAGAGUAAGAAGAUGAAUACAGACAUUACGGCAUCGGCAAAGCCGGAGUAUCCAGUUAUAGAUCGGAAUCCUCCCUUUACGAAGACGGUGGCUAAUUUCAACACCCUCGAUUACCUCCGUCUCACCACCAUCACCGGCGUCUCCGUCGUCGUUGGGUACCUCUCCGGAAUUAAGCCGGGGAUAAGGGGGCCAUCAAUGGUGACAGGUGGUUUGAUAGGGGCGAUGGGAGGUUUCAUGUACGCAUACCAAAAUUCGGCUGGAAGGCUUAUGGGAUUUUUCCCAAAUGAAGGCGAUGUUGCCAAGUACAAGAAACAUGCUAUCUAGGGUUUAUCUGAUGCUUCCUCUUUACAUAAAUUCAAUGAGAAGCUUAGAAAACUUUGGCAAGUUACUUUAAUCUUAUGCUAUUUCGUAAGAGCAUUUGCAUGUUUUCAUGUUACUCCCAAUAACCAAAUCGUGUUCUGAAUUGCUUUUUUUUGAAAGGCUAGUUAUUUCAAUGUGUAAUCGCUGAACUACUUGGCCUCUUUAAUUCUUGUUUACUCUUUGAUUAAAUUGCGCCUUGUUAGAACACCAAUGGUUACUUUCUUGAAUCUAUUGCCUAAGGUUUGGCUAUUGAUCCUUUCAACAUUGGGAAUGAUAAUAGAAUUCUGUAUCAAUGACUGCUA
Molecule: messenger RNA, 842 nt
Organism: Olea europaea var. sylvestris
Lineage: Eukaryota; Viridiplantae; Streptophyta; Magnoliopsida; Lamiales; Oleaceae
Exons: 2
Coding region: 193-504 (103 amino acids)
Source: RefSeq, a predicted model, not a curated record